Guillardia theta CCMP2712 is the source of this 954-nucleotide messenger RNA. RefSeq lists its product as hypothetical. The coding region runs from base 1 to 954 and encodes 317 amino acids. The record is from RefSeq and is a predicted model, not a curated record. The transcript has 3 exons. Lineage: Eukaryota; Cryptophyceae; Pyrenomonadales; Geminigeraceae.
AUGGCUCCCCCGAUGGCAGGAGGCAACGGAUUCUUCAUGCAAGCAUUUCCAUCCUAUGGAAUGGCUCCUGGUUACAACAUGGCAGGGCAAGCAAACCCGCAGAUGAUGCAAAUGCAAAUGAUGCAGUACAUGCAGAUGCAUGGCAUGACCGGACAGAUGGACCCUAACAUGAUCAAUGCCAUGAUGCAUCCAAUGAUGAAGGGAAAGAUGGCAAAUGCAGCAUCCUUGGAAUCUGUGUCCAUGCAUGGUAUUCCUGCCCACGCCAUGCAGAGCCCCCUCAAGGGCAUCCCUGCUAAGUUUGUGACGGGAACUUUCAUGGAGUCUGACAUCAUCAACAACUCUGAGACGGUUCCCUCUGAAGGCUCAGGGGCUCAGGAACCCACCUCGAGCAGCAGCCAUGACAACCUGCAAGAGAUGCUGAGGAAACUGAGCAUGUCUCCGUCACAGUCAGAAUUAUCUUACAAUAGCACCAAUGCAUGCUGCAGUGAGGUUUCGUCUCAUGGAUCGGCAGCUGAGAUGGAUGCCAGCAACAGCCUUGCUUCAGGCAUUUCCGAUGCUGGUAUGCUCUCAGACAAUGGAUCGAACAAUCAGGAAACAAGCAUCUCUGAUGCAAGCACUAAAGUGAUGGAAAAGGAUGCCCAAAAGUCAAAGUUUCACAAAUAUGACAAGAAACGAGACCAAGGUGCUGAUGAAAAGCCAUAUUACGCGAAUCGGGGUGGCAUGAGGGGGCAGGGCAAGAAGCCUUUUUCAGGGAGCAGAGGACAUCCGCAAGGUGGAAGGGGAGGACGUGGCGGUCCGCAUUCAGGCCGUCCCUUCCCUCCCAAGUCGCCUGAGGAGAAGAUCGCUGGACCUAGAGAAGACGAGGGAGAGUGGAAGACAGUGGAACGAUCGGGACUCAAGAAUCGUCAUCCAAGGGGUGGAAUCACCAGGCCACCGCACAAUCGGGUUGAAUGA